AUGGAUGGAGAGCGCAGAGCAGAGGCACUGGUCACUGGAAAGCUGAGCUGGCAGGCAGGGGACUUCUGCAAGCAAGUCCGCAGUUCUGUUUUCUCCCCCACAGGCUCCUCGCGGUUUGCUCCAGCGGUUACGCAACACGCCCCGUUUUUUAAAGGAACGGCUGUUGUUAACGGAGAGUUCAAGGAGCUGAGCCUGGAUGAUUUCAAGGGGAAAUACCUCGUCCUCUUCUUCUACCCCCUGGACUUCACCUUUGUCUGCCCCACAGAAAUUGUGGCUUUCAGCAACAAAGCAAAUGAAUUUCAUGAUGUGAACUGUGAAGUGGUAGCAGUUUCUGUGGAUUCUCAUUUUUGUCAUCUGGCCUGGAUAAAUACGCCACGAAAGAGCGGCGGUUUGGGCAAAAUGAAUAUUCCAAUUCUGUCGGACCUCACAAAACAAAUCUCCCGUGAUUACGGUGUGCUGCUAGAAGGACCUGGCAUAGCACUAAGAGGUCUCUUCAUCAUUGAUCCAAAUGGGCUCAUCAAGCAUCUAAGUAUCAAUGAUCUCCCUGUCGGUCGCAGCGUGGAAGAGACCCUCCGCUUGGUGAAAGCAUUCCAGUACGUGGAAACACAUGGAGAGGUUUGCCCGGCAAACUGGACUCCAGACUCCCCAACAAUCAAACCAAGCCCAGAAGCUUCUAAAGAAUAUUUUGAGAAAGUGCAUACAUAAACACUCAAAUAUGUGGACAAAACUCUUAGUUACCAUACACUGAAGACAUUAGGAAAGCACCUGUGAUUAUUAAAAAAAAAAAAUCAUAUUUCUCAUUUUCUGAUGUUGAAAAAGAAAUUAAAUGCUGAAACAUUUACUGACUCCCUUGUCUUCUUUUAAAAAGAAGGGUAAAAACUAAGGCUUUUCCCCCCCCCUUCUUGCAACUUGUUUCCUGAAUUUUUGUGACCACUAGUCAUCUUCUUGAAUAUGACAAGUACACAAAAUACAGUUGUAUUCCACUGCAUUUUUCCUCUUUCCUUAACUAGUUUUGGACCAGAAAGUGUCCCGCAUUUUCUUUUCUCACAUGAAAAAUUAAAUUCUGUAACGAGUUUGAAAUAAGAGGGACAAUACAGAAAAUAGAAUUUUGAUACAUGGUUUGUUUUUAAUGAAUUUUGCAGAGGAAGAGAUGAAUGUAACAAGUAAAAAAUAAAAAAUCCCCGUUUUUGUGUGUAAAUACACUUAACUUGAAAUGAAUGUAAGUAUGUGCCAUUUUAAUGCUGCAUUAAUUGGCAUGAAGAACUUUCAUUCUGCUUGGGAGAUGGUAAGAACUUGAACCCCAGUAGUGUACUUACUGGAGUUUAAUUACAAGUCUUCCGUCAUUUAAAGCAUUGCUUAUUUGCUUGAAUCUGUCUGUUGUACUGCUUGAAAACAAUGUAGCACAUCUCUAGCUAUAAUAAUAAAUCUUAACAGUGACGAGCA
Pygoscelis adeliae (Adelie penguin) is the source of this 1443-nucleotide messenger RNA. It is a transcript of the gene PRDX3, whose product is annotated as peroxiredoxin 3. Lineage: Eukaryota; Metazoa; Chordata; Aves; Sphenisciformes; Spheniscidae. Bases 1 to 705 code for a protein of 234 amino acids. Gene Ontology annotation, cellular component: cytosol; mitochondrion. The record is from RefSeq and is a predicted model, not a curated record. Gene Ontology annotation, molecular function: thioredoxin peroxidase activity. Gene Ontology annotation, biological process: hydrogen peroxide catabolic process; cellular response to stress; response to oxidative stress. The transcript is spliced from 6 exons.